GUGAAAGAGGAGUCCGCCAGAAAUGCAUCAGCAAUAUGUGGAUUCUAGCAGUCAACUCGGCACAUACGCUCUCCGCUUUCCGAAUGUUUGAGAUUUGCAAAAAAAAGUUUGAGGAGAAGUAGUUAAGAAGUUAAGUGUGUUUUUGAAUCACUGUCUAACUUGUUUGCAGUGUGUCAGCCGGUAAAGUGACACGUACUGGGCACUUGUGUGUCUAUAGGCACUAGGCAGACAGUAUGGCAGAUAUCGAGUCCUCUUUUGAAUUCAGCUCAUCUUUUACUAGUUCCUCGCUGCCUCCCCCACGGACUCGAAUCUUUAAAAUAAUCGUAAUCGGAGACUCCGGAGUUGGCAAGACCUGCCUCACCUAUAGAUUCUGUGCGGGCAAGUUUCCAGACAAGACUGAGGCCACUAUAGGGGUGGAUUUUCGGGAGAAAAUUGUCGAAAUAGACGGCGAGAAAAUCAAGGUCCAGUUGUGGGACACUGCAGGUCAGGAGCGCUUCCGUAAAAGCAUGGUUCAGCACUACUACCGUAACGUCCAUGCUGUUGUGUUUGUCUAUGAUGUCACAAAUGUUGCCAGUUUCCGCAGCCUUCCGUCGUGGAUCGAGGAGUGCCGUCAGCAUGCCCUGGGUCAAGAGGUGCCCAGAAUCCUGGUUGGCAAUAAAUGUGACCUGCGCCAUGCCACUCAAGUAAGCACUGACGUAGCACAGCAGUUUGCUGAUGCCCACUCAAUGCCUAUGUUUGAGACCUCAGCCAAGAACCCCUUUGGAAACGAUGAAGGCAGUCGGAAUAAUAGUGACCACGUUGAGGCAAUUUUUAUGACUGUGGCGCACAAGCUGAAAUCUCAGAAACCGCUGGUGUUAAGCCAGCCACCUAGUGGAUCUGGAGAUAUUGUCACUCUAAGAAGGAAGGAAGAGGAGGAUGGAGGAGCCUGGGGUUGUGGCUGCUGGAGGAGCUAAUGAAGGGGAGCCUGUGCAAGAAAGAGAAUGAUUCAUCGUUUUACAGGGUGGGGCUAACAAAGGAGAGGAUGCACAGAGGCUUCAGGAUUGAUCAAAUUAAGAUACAUGUUAUUAAGGGAGACUUUAAUCAUCAUCAAGUUUCCUGUUUUUAUCAGAUGUGCAGAAUCUGGCCAUUAUUUUAAAAUGAAAGAGCACAAGGAAUUUGUCUCAAUGGCUCAAGACAUUUUUACAUGCAUGUAGGUCCACCCACCUUAUGUAUCCUAGCUUCAGACCACUGUACAUCAGCCUCUGUUCAGCUCAUAUACCUCCCCACCACCACUGCCACACACAGAUGAACAAAUUUGCCUACUAGAUUUAGUCAGGAAAGUGGUUCCAAAGGGGAAGUAUAGGGUGAAAUCGCCAUAAAUAAAACAUUUCCUUUUUCAUCACAUAUAUGGAACCGUUUCCCCACCAAAAUUAGAUACCAAAUCUGGUUUGCUCUCUCCAUCUAUCUCACACCACACAAACAGGCACUUCCUGUGAAUGUUUUCAGUUCUCUCAAGUGAAACAGCAAACCAGCUCACACUCUCAGAAAUGCAUAUUAUUUGUUAUUAGUGAUGCUAAUAGAGUUAAACAAGAGAUGAGUUUAAAAGCUGAUAUCCUUUCCUUCGUAAAGACAGUCCUAGUCCAAUGCCAGUAUUUAUUAUUUUUUUUUCUUUUAGCAGUCAUUCAGCUGAACAAUAUUUACUGUUAAAACAAGUGAGUUAUUCAUGUUAUCAAAUCCUUACUGUUAAUCUGUUCAUAAUUGUGGAUUUGUAAAAGCCAGCUGUUAAAACGACUUCUGGUAAAAAGGGACAAGACUUCUCUAAUGCUGUUUACUUCAGUGUACUCAAUCAGGUGUGGUAUGCAGUACGGCAGAAAUAUCACAGUAUACCUUGCAGGCCAAAUAAUACGUUUGUGUAAUGUAUAUCUCAGAUUAUUUGACAAAUAUGCAUUUUCCUUGUUUUAUACAUGGCAUCUGCACUGUGCAUGGCAUUGCUCCGACAGUUCUAGUGUCUCUAAUUCACUGUAAUCUAUCAAUACAAAUAUACAGUACUUCACAGUUGCUGAUGGAAAUAUUUAUUCCCAUGUGGCCAUAUUUGUCAUGCUAUACAGAAUUCAGUCCAGUAGAGGAGUAUUCCUUUAUAUCUUUAAUUUAACCACAGCAGGUCCUUUGUUUUGCAUCAAAGAAGCCUCAGGUACCACUGGUUUUAUUUGUUUGGAGAGGCAUAUAAAUUACAAUUAAAGUCAAAUUAAAUAGUAGAAGUAUGUGAUUCUUGAGGAAUUUUAUGUGGUUCAUGAUGGCUCUGAAAUAUUUAAGUGUAAAGUGUUAAAGGUGUACUAAAGAAAUGUAACCUGUUUGUGCCAAAUGUUAUGAUUUUGGGCACUUUCUGUUAUACUUGACAGAAUUAUCCCAUUGUAUUAAAGGAAUAUUCUGUUCUCAAAACAAGUUGAGCUCAAUCAACUGCAUUUGUGGCAUGAAGUUCAUUACAACAAGCAUUUCUGGUCACUCUUUCUUAAAAAUAAAAAAAGAUGCAAAAAUUUGGGUUACAGUGAAACAUCUUCAGUGGAAGUGAAUGGGGCCAAUCUAAAUGUUAAAAUACUCACUGUUUCAAAAGUACAGUCACAACAGUGUGAGUGUAAAAAUGAUUUUAGUGUGAUUAAGAGGGUCGACCACUAAUUGCAGGGUUGGUGGUUUGAUUCCAAGCCCACAUGACUCCAUAUGCCAAGACACUGAACCCCAAGUUGCUCCCAAUGGCAGGCUAGCUCAUUGCAUGGUAGCUUUGCUAUCAUUGGUGUGUGAGUGUGUGUGAAUGGGUGAAUGAGAGGCAGUGUAAAGCACUUUGAAAACCACUAAGGUUAAAAAAGCGCUAUGUUAGUGCAUACCAUGUACCAUGAUAAUGUAAUGUCAACAAACCCUAAAAUUACUGUAAUAUGUACAGCUCAAAUAAAAUGUUUUAACAGAUGAUUUAAUGUGAGUUUAUAAAAUUAAGCUUCACAUUUCUGCUUUUAAACCCUCUAAAAAUUGGCCCCAUUCACUUCCAUUGUAAGUGCCUCACUGUAACUUUGAUUUUUGCUUUUGUUAAAGAAAAGGAGGGACGAGUCAUUAUAAUUAUUUGUGCUAAUCAACAAUAUGCCAUAAAUGCUAUCGACUGAGUUUAACUUGUAUUGAACCCAGAAUAUUACUUUCAGUGCCAGAAGCAUCAUGAAGUGGAUCAGUUUUGAUAUAUCAACAGGCCACUGUGGUAAUGAUUUUUUUAUUCUACUUCAUUCUGGAGUGGUCAUUAUAAACCAUCUGUGGCUCUGAGUUCACUUGCUUGAUAAUACUGAAUUGUCUAGUCACCAAAAGUACAAUUUCAAGUGUCUUUCAAACUUGACUUCUGUUAUUUUCUCUUUCAGAUAACACAAAAACAUAAUUUUCUCAAAAUCUGUAAAACAAUGAUAAUGAAACUUCCGAGUUGCAUGCAGACAAUAUGUGGCAUUUCAUUCAGAUGUGUAAGUGCUAAAUUUGAUUACUAUUUAUUAUUCUCAGUUAAAAGAUCAUUAUGCAUCUUUUCAACCAAAAGAUAUGAGCCAAUUCAUGUUAUCAGGGGUCAAUAGUUGAGAAAAUAGCACCUUGCAAUGCCAGAACACAAGCAUGCAAAUCAUAUAGCUUUCCUAAUCAUUUUGCUGAUAAAACCCGUCUUCAGUCUUGGUGAGGUAGAGUGAUAAUUUUAAGGGACAAAACAUUAUCAACCAUCAAUCCACUGUAAUCAAAGGGGUAAACAAGAAAUCAUGGUUGUUGUGGUUUUGUUAAAAGAAAAGCAUUAAAUCUUUG
Xyrauchen texanus (razorback sucker) is the source of this 3789-nucleotide messenger RNA. It is a transcript of the gene rab33ba, whose product is annotated as RAB33B, member RAS oncogene family a. Gene Ontology annotation, biological process: Rab protein signal transduction. Gene Ontology annotation, molecular function: GTP binding; GTPase activity. The record is from RefSeq and is a predicted model, not a curated record. The transcript has 2 exons. NCBI's taxonomy places the organism in Eukaryota, Metazoa, Chordata, Actinopteri, Cypriniformes, Catostomidae. Bases 234 to 953 code for a protein of 239 amino acids. Gene Ontology annotation, cellular component: Golgi apparatus; endosome.